Molecule: messenger RNA, 1189 nt
Organism: Trifolium pratense (red clover)
Lineage: Eukaryota; Viridiplantae; Streptophyta; Magnoliopsida; Fabales; Fabaceae
Product: NDR1/HIN1-like protein 3
Exons: 1
Coding region: 306-1046 (246 amino acids)
Biological process (GO): defense response to other organism
Source: RefSeq, a predicted model, not a curated record
CAUUGAUUCCCAUCACAAUUUUUCCUUUUCCUCAAUAUCAGUGGUUGGUUUCUGUUGAACUUGAAAGGAAAAUGCUUAUCACUUAACGCGCUUAUUCUAUUCCUAUUCUCUUCAAACGCACGCACCUCCACUAUAUCACAUUAUUAACGUUACAACUUACUCGAAACAAACAAACAGUAUCAAAAUUCCCUUUAUACCCUCACUGACACUCCCAUCGAUAUUUUAUUAUAUAUUUUUCCACUCUUUCAUUUCACUUCUCAAUAAUCACUUUACCAAAGUUUCGAAAAUAUUUGAAUCAGUUAAACAUGGCCGGUAACCAACUCAACGGCGCUUACUACGGUCCAUCGAUUCCACCGCCACAGCAAAAACCCCGCCGCCACCGCAACGACGACGGUUGCGGCUUCUGCAGCUGUCUCUGCGGCUGUUUCAGAGGCUGUUGCGGUUGCAUCUUCAACUGCAUCUUAAGCAUAAUCUGCAAAAUCCUCACCACAAUCAUCAUCAUCAUCGUAAUCCUCGGUUUCCUCUUCUGGCUAAUCGUUCGACCUAACGUCGUCAAUUUCACUGUCACAGAUGCAUCUCUUACUCAAUUCAAUUUCACAAACAACAACACACUUCACUACGAUCUUGCCGUUAACAUCACGAUCCGAAACCCUAAUCGGAGAGUUGGUAUCUAUUACGAUAACAUCGAAACGCUUGCGUUUUAUAAAGAUGUUAGGUUUGGUUCUCAAACUUUAGGUCAAUUCUUUCAGCAUCAUAAGAAUACGAGUUUCUUGAACCCUAAUUUUAAAGGUCAACAAGUUGUUCCUUUGAGUUCAAAACAGCUUUCGGAGUUUGAGAAAGAAAAGAAUGAUGGUGUUUUUGAUAUUAAUGUGAAGCUUUUGCUUAAUGUGAGGUUUAAAUUGGGUUUGUUUAAGAGUGGGAAAGCUAAACCUAAGGUUCAUUGUGAUUUGAAGAUUCCUCUGAAAUCAAGCAAUGGAACAUUGGUGGGUAAUGGGUUUCAAGCUACUGAUUGUGAUUGGGAUUAUAAGUGGAAAUUGUUCCAUUAAAUCUCAUAUUUUCAAACGCUAAUUUUCGUGUUUUUUUAAUUGAAAUUUUUAGGUGAAUUUUAUUUUUCAUUGUAUCAUUGUUAUGCUCCUAGAGGAUUUCUAUGUAAUGAAGAUUAUAAUUUCAUAUUAAUAUUGCACUAUUA